Messenger RNA from Tachysurus fulvidraco (yellow catfish), 2113 nucleotides. It is a transcript of the gene abi3a, whose product is annotated as ABI family, member 3a. The transcript has 11 exons. Gene Ontology annotation, cellular component: lamellipodium. Bases 83 to 1672 code for a protein of 529 amino acids. Lineage: Eukaryota; Metazoa; Chordata; Actinopteri; Siluriformes; Bagridae. The record is from RefSeq and is a predicted model, not a curated record. Gene Ontology annotation, molecular function: SH3 domain binding.
GUUUGUAUGUGUGUGUGUGUGUGUGUGUGUGUGUGUGUGUGUGUGUGUGUGUGUGUGUGUGUGUGUGCUGCACGUCACUGAGAUGACGCGUCUCCGAUUCUGCUUUCAAAGCGCGAGCCCAAAGACACAGUUUUGCAGACGGAGUUUCCUGUACGCUCGCGCACUUGCGCUUACUUCGUGCACGAUGAAGCAGCAGCGCUGUACGGAAGAGAUCACGACCAUCCUACAAGAGGCCCCGGCGGCCCGGAAAGCGCUCCUAGAUAACUACAACAACCUGCACAAUGUGGCCGAGUACUGCGAGAACAGCUACCUCCAGGCAGGUGGAGAUACGAUUAAAGCUCUGGAGGAAACCAAGGCCUUCACCACUCAGUCCUUAGCCAGCGUGGCCUACCAGAUCAGCACACUAGCCACCAGCGUGCUGAAACUUCUGGACGCUCAGUGCUCACAGCUCCGACACAUCGAGUCUGACAUCAACCUCAUCGGACUGACUGUUGACAUGCACAGAGAGAAAGUGGCUCGUCGAGAGAUCGGUGCCUUCACCGUGACUAAGAGAUACUCCAGGAGCAGUAAAAUCAUCCCACCUGCAACCAGCAAAGACCCCAAACCCAAAUACAGCCGAACUCCAAUCACCUACAGCAGCCUGGACACACUGGGGCACGGCAUGAAGGACUCGAAGCCACAGGAAAGAAAAGCAACUAUAAACCGCAAACAUGGAGGCACGCUUAGUAGGAACCGUCCAGCCGAGUGUCCCGUGGCUCCUACGUUGUCUCGUGGAGCAUCUGUGACGUCUCUCAGCGACAAAUCCACCAUCUCCAGUUUCGGUAAAGCCGUUCCUCCUCCAGUCAUCCCGAGCUGGCCUGUGGCCCCUGAGACUGACAUCAUCAGCACGCUGCUGGAGGACACACCUCCGCCCCCGCCCCCGCCGAUGAACAGCGACGAAGGGGCAGGGUCUGAGACUGUUGUAGCUCCACCUCCUGCUCCUCCCCUUGACAUGUGUGAUUUCCUUCCUCCUCCUCCUGUGGAUCCUGUGAAGGAGAACCAUGAGCUAGAACCUGCUCUGCUGCUGGAGACAGUGCCUGAAGAAAUCAGCCUUCCUCCUCCAGAGACUGAUGGACUCCCUCCUCCUCCUCCUCUUCCACACUCCCUGGAGAAUGGAGAAGCUCGUCGCUCUCGCCGUUCUCGGGGGCGUCGCCCUCCCAGCACCCGCUCUCUCUCUCUACGGCUCCGCUCAGGCUCCGCCCCCCGCAUGCUGCACACACGCUCACUCUUCCUGUCCAACAACCAAUCACUCAUUAUACCCCCGCCCCCUCCAUACCCGCCUCCUCUGGCUCCACCCACUUUGAGCUCUCUGUCGCGGAUUCCUGCUCGGCUACAGCACCUGGACUUGGAGAUUCCGGCUCCUCCUCCUCCUCCACCCAUGGACUGCAUGGAUGGCUUUGAGGAGAUUCCUCCUUUACCUCCACCUGUGGACUACAACGUCUCCACUUCUGCACAAUACCUGGAGAAAGUGGUGGCGCUGUACAGCUAUGAAGCGGGCAAACCGGGAGACUUGACUUUUCACGAAGGUGACAUAAUCUACCUGACUAAGAGGAACGAUGAUGGCUGGUGUGAGGGCAUCCUGAACGGCAUGGAGGGCUUCUUCCCUGGAAACUACGUAACGACCACGAACUAAACGAGUGCAGAUCGGAAUACAGUUCACAUGGAAACAUACUUUUUUUUUAAUAGCAAAAUGUUUUUUUUCACAGAAUUGUUUAAUUACUGCAUACAGUAUGUCAUACGAAUUGAUGUUAUAAAUGCUAACUCUUCUGUCUGUCUGUGUUUGUCAAUAUCAGCAUUUUUUUAAAUUAAUCCUGGAAUAAUUUAAGUAUUUAUUAACACCAACUAACAGACGGACGAACGGACGGAUCGGUCGAGUCGAUUCUUCAUUAAUCUUUUCAGGACUUUAUUAAAGUUGACCGAUUAAAAAAAGUGAUCAAGCUCUUAUGGGAGCGUGAUUUUCCCAGAAUGCUUUGCUGUGAUGUGUUUACAUACAAAAUGGCUGGAUGAAUGAUGUAAACAACAACAACAACAACAACAACAGUCGUUUGUGUAAAUAAAAUUUCUACACAUGGAA